CUUCACUUGAACAACCAAACUCCACUACUCACACCAUGAGCUACCUUGGCAGCUACUAUGGAGGCCUGGGCUCAGGCUCUGGCUCUGGCAGCUUCGGAGGCCUGGGCUCUGGCUACAGCGGUGGCUUUGGCCACGUCAGCAGACUGUGCUGUGACAGUAGCUUUGGAGGCUUUGGCCAUGGCUCUGUUCAUGGAGGAUAUGGCUAUGGCUCUGGUCAUGGAGGCUACUGCUCUGGCUCUGGUCAUCGAGGCUACGGCUAUGGCCUGGGCUCUGGCUACGGCUGUGGCUGUGGCAGCUUCGGCAGACUGGGCUGGGGCAGUGGCUUUGGAGGCUACGGCUAUGGCUCUGGUCAUGGAGGCUAUGGUUAUGGUUCUGGUCAUGGAGGCUACGGCUAUGGUUCUGGUCAUGGAGGCUUUAGCUAUGGCUCUGGUCAUAGAGGCUACGGCUAUGGCUCUGGUCAUGGAGGCUACGGCUAUGGUUCUGGUCAUGGAGGCUACGGCUAUGGUUCUGGUCAUGGAGGCUUUAGCUAUGGCUCUGGUCAUAGAGGCUACGGCUAUGGCUCUGGUCAUGGAGGCUACGGCUAUGGCUCUGGUCAUGGAGGCUACGGCUAUGGCUCUGGUCAUGGAGGCUUCAACUAUGGCUCUGGUCAUGGAGGCUACGGCUAUGGUUCAGGCUUCAGAAGAUAGGGAAAUGGCAUCAAUCAUACCUCCUGUUUCAGAAGAUACUGGUCUUCUGGAUUCUACUAAACUAUACAGCAUAAACUGACAUGUGAAAUUAUAAGGAACCUUCUAAAUAGGAGCAUAAAACCUUAGCAAUGGAGAUCAUUGUGGAAUUAUUGAUAAAAAUAGAUUCUCAACAUUUUGAAUAUAUAUACACUUAUUAAGUUUAGAUCUCUAUCCUAAAUGUCAUCAUAUGCAUUUUCAUUGUUACAGCUGAUUGGAUUAUCUGUUCACCUGGCAAUAAACCACUACAUUUGGAAACAAAA
Erinaceus europaeus (western European hedgehog) is the source of this 985-nucleotide messenger RNA. Its product is annotated as keratin-associated protein 19-2-like. The coding region runs from base 36 to 686 and encodes 216 amino acids. The transcript has 2 exons. The record is from RefSeq and is a predicted model, not a curated record. Lineage: Eukaryota; Metazoa; Chordata; Mammalia; Eulipotyphla; Erinaceidae.